AUGGAUACAGCUUCGGCUACUACAAUGAAAGCCCUCAACUUCCUUGCAACUUCAACCACCCAAAGAACUAACUUCACCUCUCAAACUCUACCCACUAAAUCAAACUCCCACUCUCUUCAUCUCCAAAGCUCAAACACCAGAAGAAGCAGAGCCAUCUCCCUCAGUCGCUGCUCCACAAAGCCAGACACAGACACCGACAACCAGAAAGACCAAAAUUCGACCGUUGAGCCCAAUUUAAAUUCCAAACCCCUAAACCCUUCCCCACCCACUUCAAUUGAUCAACUUUCUACUCCUGCAUCAUCAUUUCCUUGUUCUAAAGGAUUGGUGUUCGAUUUGGGCGUGGAGAGUUCAUGGGACGGAGCCGGAGUUGGGUCCCCAGUUGUAAAGAGAUUCCUUGGCGACGAGGAAGAGAGAUGGUACAUGUGGUAUCACGGCCGGUCCGAUUCAAAUCCCGGUUCGGAUUCGAUUGGAUUAGCGGUUUCGAGUAAUGGGGUUCACUGGAACCGAGGAAGAGGAGCGGUUCAGUCGAGCCAGGAUGUUGGUUUGGUGAUGAGUAGCGGCAAAGAUUGGUGGGCAUUUGAUACUUUAAGCAUUAGGCCUUCCGAGGUUGUGGUCAUGUCGAGCUCAAAGGUUAGAGCUUCUAGUGCUGUUUAUUGGCUUUAUUACACUGGUUAUAGUCCGGAGAAGGCGGAGAUUUCUGAGGUUCCGAUCGGUUUGGAGAAUCCGGAACGGUCCGGGGAGGUGUUCAAGUCUUUGCCUGGCUUGGCAAUCAGCCAAGAUGGGAGGCAUUGGGCUAGAAUUGAAGGAGAGCAUCAUAGUGGGGCUUUGUUUGAUGUGGGGUUGGAGAAGGAGUGGGAUUCUUCUUUCAUUGCUGGGUCUCAUGUUGUGUUUCAUAAGAGAGGGGAUCUUAGAAUGUAUUACCAUUCAUUUGAUUUGGAGAGUGGGCACUAUGGCAUUGGGAUUGCAAGGUCUAGGGAUGGGAUGAAGUGGAUCAAAAUGGGGAAGAUAAUUGGGGGAGGGAGGAAUGGUGGGUUUGAUGAGUUGGGGGCAAUGAAUCCUUGUGUGGUUAGGAAAAGGGGAGGUGGGGAGUAUUUGAUGGCAUAUGAAGGUGUUGAUGGGAAUGGAGGGAGGAGUAUUGGGUUGGCAAUUUCAAGAGAUGGGCUGAAGGAGUGGACAAGGUGUGGAGAUGCGGUGGUGUUGAAGUCAUCGGAAGGAUCAGGGUGGGAUAGCAAAGGGGUUGGGUCACCAUGCUUGGUUCAAAUGGAUGGGGAAGAAGAUGAGUGGAGGUUGUAUUAUAGAGGUGUUGGGAAUGGGGAACGAACAGGGAUUGGAAUGGCGGUUUCAGAAGGGAGUGAUUACAGAAGGUUUAGACGAUGGGAAGGAUUUCAUUUGCAAGAUUGA
This is a messenger RNA of Fragaria vesca subsp. vesca, 1401 nucleotides long. RefSeq lists its product as uncharacterized. Bases 1 to 1401 code for a protein of 466 amino acids. The record is from RefSeq and is a predicted model, not a curated record. The transcript has a single exon. NCBI's taxonomy places the organism in Eukaryota, Viridiplantae, Streptophyta, Magnoliopsida, Rosales, Rosaceae.